Molecule: messenger RNA, 234 nt
Organism: Tetrahymena thermophila SB210
Lineage: Eukaryota; Ciliophora; Oligohymenophorea; Hymenostomatida; Tetrahymenidae
Product: transmembrane protein, putative
Exons: 1
Coding region: 1-234 (77 amino acids)
Source: RefSeq, a predicted model, not a curated record
AUGGUGAUAGUUAGUGUAACUAAAUAUGCUAAGAUUGCUCUAGCGAUAAAAACUUUGAGUGCCUUGGAUGUAAAUACCCAUUUUAUUUUGAUCAGAAUAGCUAUAAUUGUGUCUAAAAUUGUCCUAGUGGAACAUACGAAAACUUUAACAUGGAAUGCAUUUCUUGUGCUUCUAAAUUUUGCUCAAGCUGCUCAUUUACUGAAUGCUAUUAAUGCUUACCUGGAUACUCUUUGA